Tachysurus vachellii is the source of this 5186-nucleotide messenger RNA. RefSeq names its product tumor necrosis factor receptor superfamily, member 21 (gene tnfrsf21). The transcript has 6 exons. Bases 361 to 2148 code for a protein of 595 amino acids. Gene Ontology annotation, molecular function: protein binding. Gene Ontology annotation, biological process: signal transduction; humoral immune response; neuron apoptotic process. NCBI's taxonomy places the organism in Eukaryota, Metazoa, Chordata, Actinopteri, Siluriformes, Bagridae. The record is from RefSeq and is a predicted model, not a curated record.
ACGCCCACCCGCUUUGCGACACAACACAGCACAACAACACGAAGCCGGGGCGAAGCCGAGCCAAAGGAGGCACCAGUCGCUAAAUCCAUCAUCGCUAUGGGAAUUACAGCACUAACGCAAAGCGAAAGGCUUUUCACGUAUAACUCAAACCUCGACCAUCUCCCUGAGACUGAGUAUAAAAACGACAACGGAGUUCCAAAGGUUCAGGAGCCACUGCGUAAUGCGGAGGUCUUCAUACGGAGGUGUUCCACCUUCAUCAGGAAAACUGACCUCUCUGUACAACUGUCUGUAGUUUAAAAUAUCAAUUCUGGGAUUCGACGAAGAUAAAAAAAAAAACAACAACAACGACAAACGACCACAAUGUCCAUGACUUGGACGCUAGCGCUUUUCUACACUCUGGUUAAUGAUGUCUUGGUCCAGGCUUUAACCUCCAGCCCAGGCACAGAGGGGUCUAUAUCCCCCCGACAGUAUCGCCACACUGACCCUGGCACAGGAACACAGUUCGUGUGUGAUAAGUGUCCUGCAGGCACGUACGUGUCGUCCCACUGUACCAAUAGUAGUAUGCGAGAGUGCAUGGAGUGUCCAGCAGGCACGUUCACUCGGGGUGAGAACGGUGUUCAGCAGUGCCACCGCUGCCGAAGUCGCUGUCUACCUCCGUUUGUUGAAAAGUCUCCUUGCACGGCUACUUCGGACCGUGUGUGCGUGUGUCCGCCUGGCAUCUACGCCAAGGCUGGAGAGUGUCCCCCGCUCCCAGAGUGCCUGCCUGGUUGGGGUGUGCGUAAGUUAGAGGAUUUGCGCUGCCGCAGAUGUCCACGUGGCACCUUCUCUAGUGUACCCUCACGUGCGCUCAGGUGUCAAACACACACAGACUGCCAGGCGCUAGGAAUGCUGCUUCUUACCAAGGGCACAGACAAGACAGACAACGUGUGUGGACCCUCCUCACCAGGCCCCAUCUCAACCUCCUCACACAGCCUUGAUCCUGCACCUGGAGCAACAAUUGUGGAAUUAACAAAUCCACAAACUACCCUUGACGUGGCAGAAAUCACGACCCCCACAAGCCCCUCAGAUGUAGCAGGACUUCAGAAUUCUCCAACACCGGACCCCUUGCCAUCAUGGAAUAUCCUGCCAGCUAAUCAGCAAGCUCUGCCUGAAAGGAAGAACCAGGGUCCGUCCUACAGGCCCAUCAGGAGAGGCUCUCCUCGGCCGAGCAUGCACAAGCACUUCGACAUCAACGAGCACCUGCCCUGGAUGAUAGUGCUGCUUCUGCUGCUGUUUCUUGUGGUGAUUGUGGUGUGCAGUGUUAAACGCAGCUCACGUGUGCUAAAGAAAGGGCCAAGGCAGGACCCCAGCAGCAUUGUGGAGAAAGCCAUUCAUAAGAAGCCAAGCUCUCCUGCAGUACACAACAAGGAGAAGUGGAUCUACUACUCCAACGGCCAGGGUGUUGAUAUCCUAAAACUGGUGGCAGCUCAGAUUGGUUGCCAGUGGAUCGACAUGUACCAGUCCUUGGCUAAUGCUAAUGAGCGUGAAGUGGCUGCCUUCUCUAAAGGCUACUCGGCUGACCAUGAGCGAGCGUAUGCUGCCCUACAGCACUGGACCAUCUGUGAUAGCGAUGCUAACCUAGCCAAGCUUAUAAAUGCCCUUCAUCAACAACGGCGCAUUGACGUGGUGGAGAAGAUCCGUGGUGUCAUGGAAGACAAUCCUCAGUUUGAUCUGAACCAGUUGAUGACAUCUGUGAAUGUAAACCAAGGCACCAGCCCCAACCAUAAACCUCUGGAUGCACAGGGAUUGGUAGUGGAGCACUCUCCACUCGACCGCACCAAAGGCUUCUUCCCCGAUGAGUCUGAACCUCUGCUGCGCUGUGACUCCACCUCAAGCAAAGACUCAGCCUUGAGCCGCACUGGCUCUUUCAUUACCAAAGAGAAGAAGGACACGGUUUUGAGGCAGGUGCGUCUCGACCCAUGCGACCUACAGCCCAUUUUUGACGACAUGCUGCACAUCCUAAACCCAGAGGAGCUGCAUGUGAUUGAGGAGAUUUCUAUGGCCGAGGACAAGCUGGACCGUCUGUUUGAGAUCGCUGGAGUCAAGAGCCAAGAGGCCAGCCAGACCCUGCUGGACUCUGUGUAUAGCCACUUGCCUGAUCUACUAUGAACCUGUUUUAUUCAUUGUUUUCUUGCAGAGAGAGCAGACAAACAAACAUAGACAACCCACCAUGUCCUUCUGGAAAAGUAACACAAAGGUCUCCAAGCAUAUUAAAAGCCAUUGCUUGCCAAAUGUAGCCUUCACACAUUGUUCUCUUUAUAGUUUGGAGCUUCUUGUUUGUUUCAUUGUUUGAUUAUAGUCAUACUGUACAUUCAUGAUGCUGUAACAUACUAGCAUACUAGCAUACUCUCAACAAUGUCUAAAAACUAAUGCACAAUAAUGUAGUAAUGUAGCUGAAACGUUAGUUUGGUGAUUUGCAAGCUCUAUCCUAGAUCCUACGGCAUUUUGCCAAAAUGUUUUUAACAAAAACAGUCAUAACAAGCAAAGCCUUUUUUGUUUGUUUUUUUGCUAUGCAUAUAUUAUGAACAGUGCUAUUUGUGUAACACGCAUUUCCAAUGUGAAUUUAUGGGCAUUGAACAGCAACACUACUGGCUGCCAUUUUACAGUCAUGACUAAAGAUAUGCAUUUAGUACUCUACUUGAAUUAGUCUGUCAACAGGUGGAAAUAAACAACAAACAUGUUCAAUAUUAUUGUUUAAAUACCAGCUAGGAAUAGAAGAAGCAACACUUACUUGGUUUACUUGGGUUCGAAAUCAAGAGCCAAGAGGUCAUUUAAGGCCCUGCAUGGUGAUGCGUACAGCCACAGGCUAUAGACGUGUUUAAUGGCUACUUACAUUUAAUUAGAAUGGACAUUUAAAGGCGAAAAAAUGAAUGUACACAUACCCAGUUCCUGAAAAACAGCCAUGUUGUCUAGUAGUAUCUAGUAUCCUGUACAUGCAAGCUGGGGUAGCUAUAAUAACACUUGUGAACUGUUUACCUUGACACCUUGUCUUUACCAUCUGUACCAUAUGUUACAGCAUCUUACACACGUCAUCACAAUGUCAACAGCAUCCAUUGGUAAAAUCUUCUGACAAAAUGUCUUUAUUCUGACUGCAUUUAUUGAACGCUGCUGUUGUAGCAUUCGUAUAAUGAUUACUAAGUUUGAUUUCAAAGGGCAUUUCGAAGCAACACUACUGGGUGCGACAUCAUUCAUGAUUGAAGAUGUGGAUUAAUAUUCUGCUUGAACUGAUCUGUUGAUAUGUAAGAGCACUUGUCCAAGAAAUAUACAACAAACACACUUAAAUUGAGACCCAGUUCAAAAUGGCAGAAGCAACACUAGGACUUAACAGUUUACGCAAGGAGGAAAAAUACACCAAUAGAAAGUACAUACAGUAUGUGUUCCUAAAGCUUCCAUACAUGGUGGAGAUUAACACAUUGUUAUUUAAAAAACAUCCUUAAUUUAAUUCAGUUUUAUUGUAUAGCCAUUUUACAAGUGGACAGUGUCACAAAAAUAUAUAAAUUCAAGAAAUUAAUUGUAAACAUGAUGUGUGUGUGAUGCUUGUUAUGUUUCUUGUUAAAGUCUAUCAUAUAUAUACUCUAUGUGAACAAAAGUAUUGGGACACGCAUCUUAGUUAUUGAAUUCAGUUGUAUAAAAUCAAUUCAAGCAUCUAGCCAAAUGGAAAAGAAAGAUUCGUUCUGAAGAGCCCAGGAAAUAAAAGCGUAGUACUCUGAUAGGAUGCCACCUUUACUGUAAGUCAGUUUCUGAACUUUCCCUCCUGCUAUAUAUUCCAUGGUCAACUGUAAGUGGUAUUUCUGGAAAGUGGAAACACCAGCAACUCAGUCACAAAGCUGUGCUGAGGCACAUGGUGUGUAAAAGUCACCAAAAAUCUGCUGAUUCCAUAGCGGAUGGGUUUCAAAUUUCCAUUGGCAUUUAUUUCAGCACAAAAACUGUGACAGUCGCUUCAAGAAUUCGGUUUCCAUGGUUAAGCAGCCGAAUGCAAGCCUUACAUCAACAAACGUUGAAUGGAGUUCUGAAAAAUACGCUGCCACUGGACUCUGGAGCAGUAGAAGUGUGUUCUGUGGAGUGUUAAACCACACUUCUCUGUUUGGCAGUCUGAUUCAACCUAAUAGGUUUGACGGAUGGAAGGAGAAUGUUACCGCCCUGACUGCAUUGUGCCAACUUUUGGUGGAGGAUGGAUAAAGUUAUGGGAUUGUGAGGAGUUUGGAUUAAGCCCCCUCACUUUCAGUGACUAGAAAUGUUAAUGUUUUAGCACACGAAGAGAUUUUGGACAAUGCUAUGCUUUGAACUUUGUGGGAACAGUUUGGGGAAAGCUUUUUUCUAUUCCAGUAUGACUGUGUCCCAGUGCACCAUGCAAAGGUCAAUGAUAGAUGAAUUUAGUCAUCAAACAACUUUCGGACGAAAAGAAAUCGCAAGGCUCGCAUUCUCAUCCGUGCUCAACCUCACAUAUUGCUCUACUGGAUAAAUGGGCUAAAAUCCCCACGGAAACACUCCAAAAUCGUGUGGAAAGCCUGCUCAGAUGAGUGGAAGCUGUUAUAGACCAACGGCAUCUAUUAUAUUUCUAAUGAAAUGUCAUUAAAUUCCCUGGUGUAAUGGUCAGGUGUCCCAACUUUUGUGUCUGUGUAUAUAUGCACACACAUAUGCAGUACUGCAUGUGUGUGUGUGUGUUUGAAAAAUCUUGGAUUACAUUUUGCUAAUAUAUGUCGAUUUCCCCUAUGUAUGGAGAAUUUUGGGAUUAGUUUUGUUUCAUGAUUCAUAUUACAGAUAAUGAUAUGUGGUAUACGGAACAUAUCUAGUCAGCUAGAUGUAACUAUGUAGUGAGAUGUUGAACUUCAGAUUGGCAUUCUGUCAGAUUGGCAUUCGUACUGUACCUCCUCCCUCUUGACAACAUGGUGCACAGGGUUACUUGACCUUUGACUGUCAAGGCAAAAGAAAAGUGCGUACUGGCAGCUUUGACGAUUUCUGCUAGAUUGAUUCAAUCAACAGACUGAAGCUCAAGCUUAAAAUCAAAUGGUCUCAAAAGUGUGAAGCUAAUGUAUGAACAUUAUAACCGGGUCACAGAUUUAAAACUUAAACAUGUAACCAAUAUAUUUACAGUUAUGUAAGAGAUUGAUGACUGACCAAUUAAAAUGAAAGCUUUUGUAACAGUA